This is a messenger RNA of Pogona vitticeps (central bearded dragon), 1624 nucleotides long. The record is from RefSeq and is a predicted model, not a curated record. Lineage: Eukaryota; Metazoa; Chordata; Lepidosauria; Squamata; Agamidae.
AGCCUCUAAAGAAAGGAAGUCCUACGAAAGACGGAAGAACUAAAGAAGGCUGCACAAACUGCUGCCCCACAGAUUCACCAUCUUGCUCAUUUCCCCUUCGGUUUCUUCAACAGGAAAGUCUUUGAUCUGUGGGAGAGGAGACUUCUGUGCAACCAGGCAAUGGAUGACUUAGAUGCUUUGUUGGCAGAACUGGAGCAAACUUCAGAGAGUUUGAAUGUGAGUGACCCAGAACCUUCAAAGCCUUGCUUUCUUCUUGACCGUGACAAUAAGGUGAAAGCAGGAACAACAGCAGGAGAUAAAAAUGCCACCCAGCACAAUAAACGAGCUACUCCAGAAGCAAAGAAGGCACAACCUGCACAUGGUAUUCAACAUCAGGAAGCAGGUGGUGACAAUAUUUACAGCAAGUUGUUGACUCCACGGCCAUUGCAUUCUUCAUCAUCUUCAACCUCAGCUGCUCAACAGCUGGAUGACCUUUUGGCUUCCUUGGGAACACUCCAGUCUAAGAUCUCAGAUGGACAGGAAGAUUUGGGGCAGCCAUUAUCAACAGGAAAUAACACCGCUAAUAAACUAGACAGCAUGUUGAACGAUCUGACUCAUGACAUGCAAGGCCUUGGGGUGUCCAUUGUGCCCAAAGGCAACUGUGCUUCCUGCAACAAACCAAUAGCUGGAAAGGUAAUUACAGCGCUGGGAAAGACUUGGCACCCUGAACAUUUCCUCUGUGCCCACUGUGGAAAGGAAGUGGGUUCUUCCCCCUUCUAUGAGCGGGAAGGCAAGGCCUACUGCCCAAAGGACUACCAACUGAUCCCCAUUUGUCUUUCCGUAUCUCCCUCCAUAGGUUUCCAUGAGAAGGAUGGGAAGCCAUACUGCCGUAAGGAUUUCCUGGCCCUUUUUUCUCUGAAGUGCAGAGGUUGUGACAAGCCCGUGUUCGAUCACUAUUUAUCAGCUUUGAAUGCUGUCUGGCACCCUGAAUGCUUUGUGUGUGGUGACUGUUUUUGCAGUUUUGAUGAUGGCUCCUUCUUUGAAUUAAAUGGCCGCCCAUACUGUGAACUCCACUUCCACCGUCACCAGGGAACCGUGUGCCAGGGUUGUGGAAAGCCCAUCGUGGGGCGCUGUGUCAGUGCCGUGGGUCACAGGUUCCACCCAGAGCACUUUGUCUGUGCCUUUUGCCUGACCCAGCUGCACAAUGGCAUCUUCCAGGAGCAGAACGGCAAAACUUACUGUAACCCUUGUUUUAACAAACUUUUUGUUUGACUUCAAGGUAUGGGAAAUGGAAUACUGUUCCAAGCCUUCCUAAGAACUGUAGUCAAAGGAAAAAGGGACUGGGAGGCCAGAUAUCUUGAAGGAAAUAAGGCUAGAAUCUUGUGCCUGCUCAUUUGAGGUUAAAUCCCACAAGGAGAUUUACUCCUGAAUAAAGAUAUAUAGGUUUAAGCCUAAGAAAUGCAGGGAACAUUACAGUACUGUAGUUUCCAUUACCAUGCAAAAACCAGUCUGCCUCAGUGCUUGCAGCUCAUCCAGUAUAUUCAUUCUAUUCCUUUGCAUAUACAACAACAUAUACUUAUCAAAGAUCUAGUCCAAUAUUUUACAUGAGCUCAUAGCAGCAGCUUGUUUUAUGCAUCUAAUCUCU